CUGAUAAUGACUAUUUGUCACAAUUUACUAGUGCGCUGACUAGGUGUGAUUAUCCAAUAGUAUGUGGGGACUAUGGCAUUUGUACAGAUAUCCAGUGCAGCUGUCCAAAAACAGAGAAUUACUUUUAUCAGAUUGACACCUCACACCCCAGUUUGGGAUGCUCUCCAUACAAUCCAGUCCUCUGUUCACAGACACCCAGAGGGAAUGACAGCAAGUCAGGGCAGUCAUUUCUAGAGCUGGACCAUGUUUCCUAUUUUAGUUACAUGUGGGAAAAGCCCUCUAUUGUAGAAUUGGUAUCAGGAAAUUACUAUAAAUAUCUUUGCUCCAUAAAUUGCUCUUGCAAAGCAGCAUUUUUCCGGUGUGGUUUCACUCCCAAUUCUUCUCUUGGCUACUGUUAUCUCAAGUCCUCGGUCCUCUCCAUGGAAUUGGAAAGUAAGACAACCGAUUUCUUUUAUAAUUCAACGGCUUACCUUAAAGUUCAGUCAAAAUCCAAGCGGCCCAAGUACUUAAUUACAGUUACCACUGUUUCUGCUGUUGGUGCAGCGAUUGCCCUGUUUCUCUUUUUGUGGGCAUGCAAGCAUAAAUUGGGAAAAGCUAGACAAGAGGAGGAAAAGGUUGAGGAUUUAGACCUUCCAGCUGGCUUCCCUGUGCGUUACUCAUUCCAAGAAUUAAAAAAUGCUACCAGUGAUUUCAGCAUGAGGCUGGGCGGCGGAGGAUUUGGUUCAGUGUACGAGGGAAAUCUGUUGAACGACACAAAGAUAGCAGUGAAGCGGCUUGAUGGAGCAGGACAAGGCUCCAGAGAGUUCCGCGCAGAAGUGAAAACUCGGGGGUACAUUCAUCAUGUUAAUUUGGUGAGACUGGAGGGCUUCUGUGCAGAAAAGUCGCACAUAAUUCUUGUAUACGAGUAUCUACCAAAUGGGUCUCUGGAUAAAUGGAUAUUUCCAAAGGAAAACCCUCAGCUUGUUCUGGACUGGAACACCAGAUCCAAAGUGAUUCUUCAAAUAGCACGAGGAUUAUCAUACUUGCACGAGGAGUGUCGAGAACGAAUCAUUCAUUUCGACAUCAAGCCCCAGAACAUUCUUCUGGACGAAAACUUCAAUACAAAGGUCUCAGAUUUUGGGCUAGCAAAGCUGAUUAACAGAGAACAGAGUGAAGUGAUAACCAUGUUUAGAGGAACUCCUGGCUAUAUGGCACCUGAGUUAUUGGGCAUGCAUUUUACUGAGAAAGCAGAUGUCUAUAGCUUUGGCGUUGUGGUGGUAGAAAUUGUGAGCGGAAAGAAAAGCAAAGAGCUUACAACACCAAGCUAUGGGCUGUUUUCAGUUUUGCAGGGUAUGGCAGAGGAAGGGAGAUUGAAGGAUUUAGUAGAUCCUGAAAUCAAAGAUGAAGGGAUUGGUGCCGACCAGGAGGCAGCAAAAGUGUUGGCAAUGGGCAUAUGUUGUAUACAGUAUGAUUUUACAGCGAGGCCGGCGAUGUCGACCCUGGUUAAGGCACUGGAGAAUCCAAGCGAGAGGAUUAUGUCACUUCUCUGUUUACAGGCUCACCGAUUCAGCCGUUGAUUUUCUUUGAGAAAUUUAAUGACGUGGCGCUCUCCUAUGGGCCUUUGCCAUCUGAAUUAUCGGGACCUAGAUGAUAUUUUACUUGCCUUUUUUCAUGGCUCUUUUU
This is a messenger RNA of Cryptomeria japonica (Japanese cedar), 1662 nucleotides long. RefSeq names its product G-type lectin S-receptor-like serine/threonine-protein kinase SD2-5. Gene Ontology annotation, molecular function: protein kinase activity; ATP binding. Gene Ontology annotation, biological process: protein phosphorylation. NCBI's taxonomy places the organism in Eukaryota, Viridiplantae, Streptophyta, Pinopsida, Cupressales, Cupressaceae. The record is from RefSeq and is a predicted model, not a curated record. The coding region runs from base 264 to 1556 and encodes 430 amino acids. The transcript has a single exon.